This is a messenger RNA of Auanema sp. JU1783, 870 nucleotides long. Lineage: Eukaryota; Metazoa; Nematoda; Chromadorea; Rhabditida; Rhabditidae. The record is from the annotation of a GenBank genome assembly.
AUGUCAUUUCAUCCUCCCAUCAGACCUGCUCCUCCGAAAGGUACCGCACCGGCUCCAGCUAAGACAUGGUAUGAAGAACUGCUAGAGAAAGAUGAAUUACUACUUUACAUAACAGCUUUUCUGGGAGUAAUCCUUCCAGGUUUGGUAUAUUUCAUUUAUCAGCGAGUUCACAAAGUUUAUCUGAAGUAUGCUCAGAAAAAAAUGGAUGAGAAACGAAAAGAAAGGACAGCGAAAAACAAAAUAGCUAUCAUUUCCUUACUGUCUGAAGAUAGUGAGCUUAACGAAUUGAAAAAACAAUUAGAAGAAUGUUUCCAAAAUCAUACGGGUGUUGAAUACGAAAUGUGGUCUGUUUCUUCGCUGAAAGCUAGUGACUUCUCCAAAUUCAAAGGUCUCGGUAUUUUCUUGGUUCAAACUGUGGAUGGACAAGCAGGAGAUGAAUCUCAGUGGUUUAUAGAAUGGCUUGAAGACGUGGCUGCGGAUAAGAAACUCAAGAAGAAUUCAAACUUUGAAUCAAUCCGAUUUUGCGUAGCAGCAUUCGGUAGCUCACUCGAAAAGGAGAAGCUAUUCAACAAAGCGGGCAAGACUCUACAAAAGCGGAUGAAAAUCCUAGGAUCUACACAGAUGAUGCCUUUAGAGCUAUUCGAUACAGCGAGUGGAGAUUACACUACAGAGCUUCAUGAGCAUUUCGAAACAUGGUUAUUGGAUCUUUUCUCUGCCUUAGAGCAUAGCAUGGAAGUUGGCAGCGAUGUGGAAUAUGAUUCUCAAUAUGAACAUAGUGAAGAAGAAGAAGAAGAAGUAGAUGUAGAUGACGAGGAAUUGACAUCAGAAGAAGAAACUGAGAAAACCGGUAACACGAAAAAGGUUCGAUGA